Molecule: messenger RNA, 2870 nt
Organism: Rhopilema esculentum
Lineage: Eukaryota; Metazoa; Cnidaria; Scyphozoa; Rhizostomeae; Rhizostomatidae
Cellular component (GO): cytoplasm
Molecular function (GO): protein binding
Source: RefSeq, a predicted model, not a curated record
UUGGAGGAGAAUUCUGUCUCUCUUUGGUUGAAAGUCUCGAUAUGAUUGUAGCCACGAGAACCAGCAAAUGGCGAAUAUCUAAAUAAAUAUUGUUUUUUAAAAACAAUAUUUUUUAGAGAAAUGUCGUCAACCAAGCAAAAGGAAGAAAUGGAAGAGCACGCUUGUGAUUUGAGAUCUCGAGAUCUAGUUGAGCUAACACCAUGCCAACUGAAACUGCAGUGUACUCCACUUGAUUAUGGAAAUUCGAAAAGAUUUGUAACUGAACUACUUCUAGAUCACAACGACCUAGAAGCUAUACCUGACAACAUUGGUGAAUUGACUAGUUUGAAAAAGUUAUCCAUCAUAGGUAACAUGCUCCUGACAAUCCCAGACAGCGUUGGAAUGUUGGUUAAUUUGGAAGUUUUGAAUUUGAAUGAAAAUGAAAUUUACAGUUUACCAAAGACAUUAAAACACUUGAGAAAUUUAAGAAUUUUUUCUGCAAUUUCAAACAACAUAAAAUCAAUCGAAAACGGAGUUUUCAGUGGAUUGAAAAGCCUACAGGAGAUCUUUCUAGAUGAAAAUGUACUGACAACGCUACCAAAUGACUUUGGGACUUUGGAACAUCUAGAGAAAUUUGAAUGCAGUGAGAAUGAAAUUUUGAUGCUCCCAAAUGGUUUUGGAAAUUUGAAGAGGCUUCAAGUCUUGAAUCUAGACUCAAACAGAUUAGAAGAGCUGCCAUCAGAUUUCUGUGAGAUGCCGAGCCUGAAAAUCCUCAUUUUGUCAAAUAACAGUCUGUCUCUUUUACCAAGUACAAUGGCAUCAUCCAAAAGUCUUGAGAAACUUAUCCUUAGCAAGAAUGAUUUGUCUAGUGUUCCAAAAUGGUUUGAAGAGUUGGGAAAUAUCAAAGAACUUGCAAUUGAAGACAAUGAGAUUCUUGAAAAACCCUUAUCUGAAAGUUUUUGUAAAUCUGCAGCCAAAAUUGUUUCUUUGCUGGCUGGGAGAAAUUAUAUUUCAGACCUCCCAGACAACAUUGGAACAUUAGAAAAUUUGAAGCAUUUGCAUCUUGGGAGCACCAUGUUUGAGCUUGAAAGAAGUAACUUCCAAAGUGGCAACUGGCUAAAAUCCCUUCCAAAAAGCUUCACACAACUUUUAAAUUUAGAGAAGUUACAUCUUGAUGAAAAUCAAAUAACAGCACUUCCAAAUGAUUUUGGCAAGCUAAGACAAUUACAGUGGUUAGAUCUUGGCCAGAACCAGCUUGAGUAUUUACCAGAGUCAUUAGAUCAACUUGAAUCAUUAACUUAUCUCCAAGUGUCAAAAAACAGAUUAAAGUCACUGCCUAUGAAUAUUGGGAACCUGAAACACCUUAUUGAACUGCGUCUGGAUUCUAAUUUGAUAGCAAUAAUACCAGAAUCAUUUUCAAAGCUAAAAAACCUGCAUUCUCUUGACUUAUUCAAUAACAAGCUAACAGAGUUCCCAAAAGCUAUCAUCUCUCUAACAAAUCUCAAGAGGCUAGAUGUUGAGGGAAACAAUUUUUCAACUGAAAGUCUUCCAAAAAUAAUUAAAGAAAAUGUGUACCCAGAGAGAGAUGCAUCAUUAAAAGAUAACUGGAGAGGUAAAACCAGGGAGGAUAAAGUUAAAUGUGACAUUAUUGAAAUGUCAGCUACAAAUGGUAAAACUGAAGAAGAAGAAGAUGAAGAAGAAGAAGACCAGCCUGUUUGUUUCAAUGAAACUGCAUUGAUAAAUGCUAUGAGAGCUGGGAUGUCUCUUUGGAAACACCAUGGAGGUUCAGAUAAACGAGAAGCUACUUCAUCAAAUAGGGAACUUCAAGAGAAUGUGGAAAUGCAAACACAACCACUGGGUCCAUCUCAGACAAAUAUAGCAGACAAACACCAAGUUAUAGUUAGUUCAACAUGGUUGCCUUUAGAGCCAGAAGAAGACUGGGAUGAGGAAAUCAGAGAUGAAAUUUAUCAAGAUACUCUUGGUACCUAUACUGCUAGAAAAGACUUAAGUUCAUCAUUAAUUGAUGACUUCCAGAACACAGUCAACAGAUACCCACCUUGUAUUCAAGCAUUCUCACCAGUUGCUUGUUAUGACUCAUUAGUGUACAAAAAAUAUAGGAAUGCCAAAGAAGGUCUCAAACCUGCAGACCAAGAAGAAGGGCAGUUUGAUGAUGCUGAUGAGUAAAAUUUUUUAAGAGUUUUUGUAUUCAAAAAUGCUUUAAGAAUUUUUCAGAAAGAUAUCACAAUUAAUUGUUUUAUUUGUUUUACAUUCUUGCAACACUUUUUGAAAUUUGUUCAGACGGGCACACUUAUAUGAUAAAAACUAAGCUAGCAAAUUUUUGAAAUUGCAAAUAUGAUUUUUACAUAAUAGCAAUAUUUUAGAGUACGCUUUGUAGAUUGGUCUGUUGUCACAGACUGCAUUGACUAUGACAUGCGUACAGAACAAGUUAUGUGUUUAAUUAAUUUCGUGAAUUCUAUAAAUUUAUUUUCCCCAAGCAAGCUAGAAGAUAAAAAAAUCUUCGCUGGCAGGUUUUAAUGUGUUGACCUCAGCGCAGGACACGUCAGACAACAGGAGGGCACAUGAUGAACUGGAAACCCUGUUUUAGAUGACUUUUUUGGCAAAUGAGUCCGAUUAGUUCUUGUUUUAGCCUUUCCGUUGUAAGCGUUUCAAUCGUAAGAGUACAUAGCAUCUUAUCCGCUUGAUAUCAAAUAAUGCGUUUUAGUUCUUAAAAUUUUUUAAAGUACUUAUAUUUCUCGCUAAAAAUUUAAGUAUUGUGUUGUAAGCCUGGUUGAAUUGUUGUUGCUAGAUGGUAGAUUCUAGUUCCAACGUAAUAGAUUUAUCCGUGUUUUGUUACAUGUUUGAUAAUUGACAAGAAAGAUACGUCAACAUUA